AUGUUUUUAUUUAAUUUGCUGAAAAUGGCGUCUGGAGCUGAAAAUACAACAGAAGAACGUACUGAAGCAGUGCCAAGUCAGACUGUGAGUAAUUCAAACUCCGAAAGUGGACAUAAAAGAAUUGGAGCAGACAAAGAGUCAGAAUUAACCGGAUCAGCACAAAAAAAAUCCCGAGUUGAAAUUCAGUCACUACCGACAAGGCAGUACCUAGACCAAACGGUGGUACCUAUAUUGCUGCAAGCACUCUCGAGUUUAGCCAAGGAACGACCUGAGGACCCGAUAAAUUAUCUUGCUAACUACCUCCAAAAAAACAAAAGCCAGUAUGACAACAGCGACUCGCCACCAGCUAGCCAAUAA
Cotesia congregata is the source of this 357-nucleotide messenger RNA. NCBI's taxonomy places the organism in Eukaryota, Metazoa, Arthropoda, Insecta, Hymenoptera, Braconidae. The record is from the annotation of a GenBank genome assembly.